UUCCCCAUAAUACCUCGUACACAUAUAUUACUCUCCAGAGGAUGAAGACAAAGCAAAUUUUGUGGUAAUUUUACUGAGUGCUACUAGAAUUUUAUACACUCUAUAUUUUUGAACGAAUUUAUAGCACACAAAAUUGUUUGUUUCUACUCAAUCUGGGACGAUUGAGUGACCUUCAGUAGCUGUAGAAAUCGCGCACAAGUCAGUCCAAUUUCAGUCGUUCAGACCAUGCCAAGCGAGUCAGAGCACGAAGAGCAGGAGUUAUUCUUCGAACCAGUGGUUACUCUCCCACCCGUAACCAUUUCUAAUUCUGAAGAAAAUGAAGACUGUCUAUUUCAACAGUAUAUCAGACAAAAGCAUCUCUAACAUUUUUAGGAGGGCGCAGCUAUUUCGCUUUGAUACCGUUGAAGAUCCACCAGAGUGGAAAGAACGUGGGGUUGGAAUUCUGAAAAUUCUUCGUCACAAGACUAGCGGGUGCUAUCGCCUCCUAAUGCGUCGUGAUCGUACUUUCAAGGUGUGUGCUAAUCACUUUAUAUUAGAUAGUAUGCAACUGCGCCCAAAUUGUGGUAGUACCAAGGCUUUUGUUUGGAGCACACUGGCUGACUAUGCAGAUGAGGUUGUGAAACCCGAGUCAUUGGGAAUUAGGUUUGCUAAUGAAAAAUUUGCAGAAGAGUUCCAAAAAUUGUUCGAAGAAGGUCGUCAAGCGUCCGUAGGAAAAUGUACAGACAAAAAACCCUCUAGAGACUCUCACGGUGGAGAUACUGGCUCAUUGAAAGAAGAUGAAAGUGCUGAUAUACACAAACUGUCUAAUACUGUGAAAGAAUGUUUGAAGAUAAACACAGGUGAUUCAACAAAAAAUGAAGCGUGACAUCAAUUGUGUAUUGUAACAAUGAUACCUUUUUAAAAAUAUCAGAUCUAUUUUGUUAAUAUUUUAAUAUUUAUCAAAAGCUUUAUUUUAAAGAAAUGCAUUUUCGAUUAAUUCUCAAAAGCUAUCGACUUGCAUGAAGACGCAUAGUUAGUUUGCUAUAACCACAGAAAGUAGGGUUUUCAG
This is a messenger RNA of Trichobilharzia regenti, 1048 nucleotides long. The record is from the annotation of a GenBank genome assembly. NCBI's taxonomy places the organism in Eukaryota, Metazoa, Platyhelminthes, Trematoda, Strigeidida, Schistosomatidae.